Molecule: messenger RNA, 960 nt
Organism: Aspergillus clavatus NRRL 1
Lineage: Eukaryota; Fungi; Ascomycota; Eurotiomycetes; Eurotiales; Aspergillaceae
Product: 3' exoribonuclease family protein
Exons: 2
Coding region: 1-960 (319 amino acids)
Biological process (GO): rRNA catabolic process; U4 snRNA 3'-end processing; nuclear mRNA surveillance
Cellular component (GO): nucleolus; nuclear exosome (RNase complex); cytoplasmic exosome (RNase complex)
Source: RefSeq, a predicted model, not a curated record
AUGGCCGACCGAAGAAGAAUUAAUGGGCCGCCCAGCGGCACCAGGCCUGCGGUCUUUGCCUCGUCGCUCAAAACCACUGGUGCGGCACCUACAAGACCACAGCGGCAGAGAAAGCCGAAUGAAUUGCGCAAAAUAUUUAUCAAGACAGGCUUGAUCCCAUCCGCAUCUGGCUCUGCAUACCUUGAAUUCGAACCCUCAGCGUCUCUCGCUGCUGCUCGCUCUUCUCCUCAGUCUCUCAUCCCUCCCUCAUCAGCUUUAAAACUAGCCUGCACAGUCCACGGGCCCAAACCGCUUCCUCGGUCUGCGACCUUCUCACCCAAUCUCGUCCUCACCACUCAUGUGAAGUAUGCGCCGUUUGCUGCACGUCGGCGGAAAGGGCACAUCAGAGACUCCAGCGAACGCGAUCUCGGUGUACACUUAGAGACGGCGCUGCGGGGGGCUAUAAUCGCCGAACGGUGGCCCAAAAGUGGUUUGGAUAUCACAAUUACUAUCUUAGAGGCAGAAGAUGAUCGCUGGUGGGGCGAUGCGCCAGACUCCCAUGAUGCGCCGUGGGGGAUGAUGAAUGUCUUAGCUGGAUGCAUUACAGCGGCGUCGGCAGCCAUUGCGGAUGCGCGGAUCGAUUGUCUGGAUCUUGUCGCUGGCGGAGUGGCUGCCCUUGUUUCCGACGAGUCAGCGGAAGGAGCGCGGUCGACACCUCAGCUGAUGCUGGAUACCGAUCCGGCGGAACAUCGAUCGAUUUUAUCAGCAUGCGUGGUCGCGUACAUGCCUUCCCGGGAUGAGAUCACAGAGCUCUGGCUCAAGGGUGAUAGUUCAAAGGUUCAACUAGGGUCUGAUGACAGGCGCACAGGGCAUGAUGCGUUAAUAGACGGGGCAGUAGAUGCUGCUCGAGGAGCACAUACAGUCUUGGCAGAGGCAGUGAGGGAAUCUGCGGAACGGUUUGCUGGCCUGGCUACAUUGUAA